CUCCUCUCCUCGCGUUUACAGUAGAGCACACUGGAUUGAACCCUCGCAGAACGCACAACCGGACUAUUAGCGCUCUGCAAACAGCGUCGGGAAAAGCAGAAUUUGCUAUUUUCUUUUCAUUUGAAGGCUACACUUCUCAGUAAGGUAAGACACACUUUAAUGAAUGCCAGUCCAGCAGGAAUGCCAGAUUUGAAUAAUUUCUGGUCUCUUUCUGAAAUUGGUUCUGAUUGGGUUUGGGUAGGCUAUCAAGGUGGAUCAGAAUAAAAAUGUCUACACAAAUAGGCCUAAUGAUAAUAAAGUGAUAGUAUAUAGUUUAUGUUAAGAUUGGGUCAAGAGCUAAUAAAUCUUGAUCAACCAUGAAGAGUGCCUUCUGGAGAACAGUUGUUUAAACCUUACGGUUUACGUUCACUCAUACCCUGUUGCUGUUGUUGCUAUUUUUGUUGUUGUUGUUAUCUGCAUUCUUAUGUAAGAGGAAGUUUGAACAUGAUGAAAUGCUAAGGGAUAAUAUGGUUUAGAUAGCUAGGGCUGGCCAUGGUGUCAGCAGGACAGGAUUAUAUACACAUCUAGAAAGAACGCUUCACGAAAGGCAGGGAGACAAAAUGACACGACAAUAUGAACAAGGGAAGGAAUAGAGAUCAACGGGCUAUAUCCUUCACACACAAGGGGAUACUAUAGAAGUUACAUCGUUUUUCUACCAACUUUUCAUCUUGUAAGUUUAAUGUUCUUUCUAUUGAGCAUUACAAUGCCACAUAUUAGCUGGUUGCACAGCUUCACUGAGUUCUAUGACGGCUCUGGUCCCUCUCAGGACAAUAUAACCUUCACUAUCUGUUGUCAUGGAGAUCCAGACAGUUUGGAGGAUGUCUGGAAGCCACUUAUUGGCGCCUGCUGAAAAGCUCACACUGCCUGUUAGGUAAUAGCCUGGACUGCAGAUGUCUGCUGGCAAACUUCUCAUUACAAUGGUUACAUGGUUACAAAAGCACCAUGGUCAGUCUAAACUGAUUGAUAGAAGGCUUUGGUUCUGACUUCAGAAGCAGCACCAUGUAAAACUUACACCCACCUCUCUAUCACUGUGAUUGGUUUUGCUGCAAUUCAUUGAUGUGAAAAAGAUUCCAUUCCGAAGAGAUGAGAUGUGAGGGGAGUACACACACACUGACAAAGGGUUUAUCUUAUUUCAAUACACUAUACAGAUGCAGGCGGUGCUUGACUUGGCCAGGAGCUCACCGGAGCUGAGUACCGGCACCGCAAAGUUUCUACUGCUUGAGCUCCUGUUCCUCUUAUAGAAUGUUAGCUCAAAUGUACUGUGGAGCUCCUGCACCUAAAUAUAAACAGUACUGGCACCUAUUUCAGUCCAAGUCAAGCACUGGAUGCAGGGCAUGCUGUAACAAAACAAGUGCAACAACACUUUCAUCUUCAGGUGUGCUAGCUACACAUUGGAAUGGGGUUGGUGCCCCUGAAUGUGCCCCUUUUAAGAGAGAAAGCACUGUGUUGACUAGAGUUUUGGACAGUGGAAAGAUUUGGGUACAUUUCCAGGGGUGUGUUCAAGAAGGACAUAAGUUACACAAACUGUCAGAGGGUUGACAAGUGCUUCCUGAUUUAGGAGGGGUGGGAUGGGGCUACUGCAGGAAAGUGUAGAGAGAGAAAGAGAGAGAGGGAUAGAGAGAGACAGGGAGAGGAGAUGGAGAGAGAGAGCAUGGCAUGGGGGGGGGGGGUCCUGGGAAAUGAAAUACCUCAAUGUUUCCUUGGUUUCCUUGGUUCUGCCAAACUCGCUCAUAAACUCACACACACUCUCUUUCCCCACCCCCUCAUGAAUUCCAUUCAUUUGGUACUGUGGAACCUUUGGGGGUGUCGGCCGACUCAACCCUCCAUGUUAUGACCCAGGAAAGCUUGGAGAGGAAACCCUGACAUGUCUCUCAGGCCCCUCCCUGCUGUUCCUCCCUGGUGCUUCAGGAAGGGCACAAGGUUAUCAUGGUUGGGCCUGCUGUUAUUCUGCUUUGCUUCAGAGAAUAGAAGUGCUUUUGUCUUAUAGCCAAGCUGAUGGUUUAAACCUGACGCUGCAUGUUUGGGGAACGACCGUCGCUAGCUCUGUUUUUGUUUUUAAAAAGAUAGCUAAUGCAUUAAUAUCCAGGGGUGUGAGUUUGAGGAGCCGAGAUCCCUGUGGAUGUAUGUGAUAGACAGAUUUAUAGUACCCACUACUCACUAUGUAUGGUAUCUUGGUUUUACGGGUAGUAUAUUUGUAAGUUGGUGCCGUUCCUUUCACAGAUGCCAUGUGUGUUUUAUUAUUAAGGAAAGGACCAAAGGGGUUGGUUCUGGGUUCAGUUCUGUGUGAUUGAUGGCUUCAUCACAUCACAUCAACGUGUGUCUCUUUAAUGCUUUCAAACCAAAACAAGUGUAUUUUGAAAUAGACAGAUGUUUUGUUUACUGACAUGGGUGUGAUAGGGUAGUUGGCUAUGUCAGUGGUGACAUAACCAUGGGCGAAACUUUGGUUUUAGUAGUGGGGGGGGGGGGCAUAAUUUAUUUUUUACGCAUGGUCCUAAAGCAGACCAUUGCCUCAUUAUGUAUCACAUUCCAAAGAUAAAACUGGGGGGGGGACAAAAAUGCAAUUUCAGAAUGUGGGGGGACAUGCCCCCGCCCCCCCCCCCCCCGUCCCCCCCGUCCCCAGUGAAAAUUGCGCCCCUGGACAUAACAUUCAUAUAAGUGACAAUGUCAUUGAUAAUAAUGUAAUUCAUUUAUCAUAUGAGUGACAUAGCAUUCAAUCAUAUGACUGGUUCAUCUAGAUCCAUCUAUAAAGGCCUUAGUUUUCUUGAAGAAACCUUGUUUUAGUGUAUCUCUCUCCCUCUUCUCCCUGUUUCUGCAGUAUAUUCUCCCUCUCUCUGAGACUGAUAGGGUGAUUAUUAUUGCAAGCAGUCUUGGCUCUGAGCCAUAUAUAUCAGUUAGCUUGGUUGGGGGUGAAAUGUUCCUCUCAGUAAAACCCUGUCCACCAUUCACAGACCUGCUGACCUGUCUCUAUCUCUCCUCCUGGACCCGUUGACAGCAGAGCCAGGAUGGAUGCUAACGCCAUAUUCUCACUUCUGUUGCUGUGUUCUGUCACUGAGGUAAUAUACUCACCCAAGUUGUGAAGUUAUUUACCCUUUGUCCUCGAUAUGCCUUUUAUAAACUCACAGUGGCAUGCAGAGUGAGUAUGAUUCCUCUUGAAAGUCAUUAAAACAUUAUUAUAACUCAUAUUUAACUCUCAAUCUACACAUUCACUCUCUUGAUUUGGUUUGAUACACUAAAAUUCUCUACGAUCAUCUCCUGACCUGUCCGUGAGUGUGAUGUUUCCUCUGAGUGUUGGCCAUUUUCUUCUCAGCUGUGUGUGUUGGCGAGCCCUGAGGGGAAUGACUCCCAGCAGCAGCACUAUCCCCAGAACGUCUACCACGACAUCGGUCUCACCAGGAACACAAUAGUCACUGCUCAGUUUGAGUGCUAUCAGAAGAUCAUGAAAAACGACAAACACAACAAAAUAGGUAAGUGUCCCUUUAGGGUGGUGUGGUGCAGGUUGUAAUGGGGUAGCUCAUUUGUUCCAUUUCAAUCUCAUGAUUUACACAGUAGAGUAUUUCAAUGGCAGUUGACCGAUAUAAAUUUACUCUUAGCAUAUUCAAUUUGAAUUUAAACGGUCUUCAGUCUUAACUGAAAUUGUCCUAACCCCAGUGCAUAUCACCUUCUAAGGAACUGACGACCUAGUUUCAGUUUCAACUUAAAAGUAUGUUAAAGGGAUACCUCUGGAUUCUGGCAAUGAUGCCCUUUAUCUACUUCCCCAGAGUCAGAUGAAGUCGUGGAUACCAUUUUUAUGUAUCUGUGUCCAGUAUGAAUGAAGUUAUAGGUAGUUUUGCGAGCCAAUGCUAACUAGCGUUAGUGCAAUGACUGGAAGUCUAUGAGUAUCUGCUACCAUGCGCAUUGCCAAAAUCUCAAAGUAUCCUUUUAAACUGCGUGUGUUGUUGUGUCCCUUCACUCAGGGCCAGUUUGUAACAGGACGUGGGAUGGCUGGCUGUGCUGGGAGGACACAGAGGCAGGCUUCACUACAAACCAGCACUGUCCAGACUACUUCCAAGACUUUGACACAGCAGGUCUGUAUUUUGCAUCCUGCCUGGCCUCUCCAACCCAACGACAUUGAACAGAGAUUAUUGUAUAAGACUGUAUGAGGUAAUGUAAGAGUCAGCCUGGCUAUUCUCUGGUAGGCUUUUAGAGAAAUGUCCUUUGCUGUUUUCAACAUGUAUUAUUUUAGUAUGGAUAAAGGGAUAAAAGUUAUUCUCGUAAAUGGAUAUCGUUCUUUUUGAAUUAAUGCUUUGUUGAUUGCUGAGAUGAGCAAGUGUCACACCUAUCCGCUCUGCUGUUGACUCACGGUUGGUUGAUGCAUUACCCCACUCACCUUCUAUUUCUCACCACCAGAAAUGGCGUCCAAAGUGUGCAGUGAAACGGGUGAUUGGUUUCUACACCCAGAGAGCAACAGGACAUGGACAAACUACACCAAAUGUACAGCAUACACCAGCGCAGGAAGAGUGGUAAGAAAAGUCACCUUUUGAUAAGCUUUUUUCAAAUCUAUGUAGUUAUGUUGUUGUGGAUAUUUAAGCAAUAAGGCCCGAGGAGGUGUGGUAUAUGGCCAAUAUACCACGGCUAAGGGCUGUUCUUAUGCAUGACGCAACGUGGAGUGCCUGAAUACAGCCGUUAGCCGUGGUAUAUUGGCCAUAUAUCACAAACCCCCGAGGUGCGUUAUUGCUAUUAUAAACUGGUUACCAACAUAAUUAGAGCAGUAAAAAUAAAUGUUUAUCAUACCCCUGGUAUACGGUCUGAUAUACCACGGCUGUCUGCCAAUCACCAUUCAGGGCUCGAACGACCCAGUUUAUAAUACAUUGUAAUGCAUGUUAGGUUGACAUGCUGUAUUCUUUCUCAGACAGCGAUGAAUCUCUACUACCUGGUUCUGAUUGGACAUGGACUGUCGCUGACGUCAUUGUUCUUCUCAUUGGGAAUCUUUUUUCAUUUCAAGUAAGUCACUCUGUUACCCCAUAAGUAUGCUACUGUUUUAUAUUUUAUAUUAUUAACCUAUAUUUUAUCAGGGUGUCAUAUUGAGACCAAGUCUCUUUUUCAGACGAGCCCUGCACAAUACAAACACACAUAUAAAAUACUAAAUUACAAAACAGGACCAUAAAAAAUGAACACAAUCUUCUCUUAGAGCAUUCCCCACAAAUGUUUAAAAUUAUAUAUAUGGUGUUUUUCAUACAUUAGAUUGAAUAAUUUGAUUAUUUUAGAUGGAAAGGAGAAAGACUAAUUCAUACUGGCCUACUCACUAGGAGGCAUGAACGACAAAAGUGUAAUCAAUUAUGUUGGGGAAAUGUAUUUAUAAGGACUUUAACUCGAUAAAGACAGUACAUUGAUCCCCUUCCAUUGUUAUCCAUUUAACAUAAGGAUAUUUUAUUUCUUUUAUUACAUCUUUCUUUAUUUCUUUCCCUACCAGGAGUCUAAGCUGCCAGAGGAUAACGCUCCACAAAAACCUAUUUUUUUCAUUUGUGUUGAACUCAGUCAUCACCAUCAUCUGGUUGACAGCGGUGGCUAACAACCAGGGACUAGUACAGAGCAACCCUGUGAGUAUGAUAACUAACAACCAGGGACUAGUACAGAGCAACCCUGUGAGUAUGAUAACUAACAACCAGGGACUAGUACAGAGCAGCCCUGUGAGUAUGAUGACUAACAACCAGGAACUAGUACAACCCUGUGAGUAUGAUGACUAACAACCAGGAACUAGUACAGAGCAACCCUGUGAGUAUGAUGACUAACAACCAGGAAGUAGUACAGAGCAACCCUGUGAGUGUGAUAACUAACAACCAGGGACUAGUACAGAGCAACCCUGUGAGUAUGAUGACUAACAACCAGGAACUAGUACAGAGCAACCCUGUGAGUAUGAUGACUAACAACCAGGGACUAGUACAGAGCAACCCUGUAGUGGUAUGAUGACUAACAACCAGGAACUAGUACAGAGCAACCCUGUGAGUAUGCUUACUAACAACCAGCGAACUAGUACAACCCUGUGAGUAUGAUGACUGAACAACCAGGGGACUAGUACAAGAGCAACCCGUGUGAGCUAUGCUGACUAACAACCAGGAACUAGUACAGAGCAACCCUGUGAGUAUGAUGACUAACAACCAGGAAGUAGUACAACCCUGUGAGUAUGAUGACUAACAACCAGGAACUAGUACAACCCUGUGAGUAUGAUGACUAACAACCAGGAACUAGUACAACCCUGUGAGUAUGCAACGCAGCAGUAAUUAUACUGUACAUGUACAGUACCCGUCAAAAGUUUGGACACACCUACUCAUUCAAGGGUUUUUCUUUAUUUUUACUAUUUUUUACAUUGUAGAAUAAUAGUGAAGACAUCAAAACUAUGAAAUAACACAUAUGGAAUCAUGUAGUAACCAAAAAAGUGUUAAACAAAUAAAAAUAUAUGUUAUAUUUAUAUUUUAUGCCAAGAGUGUGCAAAGCUGUCAUCAAGGCAAAGUGUGUCUAUUUGAAGAAUCUCAAAUAAAAAUACAUUUUGAUUUGUUUAACACUUUUUUGGUUUCUACAUGAUUCCAUAUGUGUUAUUUCAUAGUUUUGAUGUCUUCACUAUUAUUCUACAAUGUAGAAAAUAGUAAAAAUAAAGAAAAACCCUUGAAUGAGUAGGUGUUCUAAAACUUUUGACCGGUAGUGUAUACAUUAAAGGUAUAUAUAUAUAUAUAUAUAUAUAUAUAUAUAUUAAAGGUAUAUAUAUUGAAGGUCCCAACCUGUUUCAAAAGAACAGAAUUAACUUAGGAUGUAAAUAAUGACUAAAGGAUUUCCAAACGCAGUAGACACGUAACUCAAGGUAAAACAUCUACUCAACAUCUAUUCCAAGCUGAUACUAGUUCUGCUUCUCCCACCACCACCAGGUGAGCUGUAAGGUGAUCAUGUUUAUUCACCUGUACCUGUUUGGCUGUAACUACUUCUGGAUGCUGUGUGAGGGCAUCUACCUGCACACCCUCAUCGUCGUGGCCGUGUUCGCUGAGAAACAACUCCUCAUGUGGUACUACCUGCUCGGAUGGGGUAUGUCAAGUUAUGAUCAAACCAUUAACUAAUGAAACUAAUCAACUAACUAUUACACUAUUAAACAGCUUUGGCCUUUUUAAGGGAUGUUUUUAAGGGUUCAUUUCAUGUUGAAUUACAGUUGUUGGUCUUAGAGUGGUCCAUUAUGUCAUCCAUUAAAAUCUAUUAUUGAAUCAUCUCCCAGGAUUUCCACUCAUACCUGCAUUGAUACAUGCAAUAGCACGAAGCUACUACUACAAUGAUAAGUAAGUCUUCUGAGAACUUUCUCUCUGGUCUUUGAUAGAUAUGUCAUUCUCAGACAUGAGUCAUGGAUAAGCCACGUUGUCCACACGAGUCAAAUAUCUCUUGGUAUCUCCCUCUCUCCUCCACAGUUGUUGGAUCAGCUCAAACACAUCCCUGCUGUAUAUCAUCCACGGUCCCAUCUGUGCUGCCCUGCUGGUGAGCCCUUCUUUAAGCCACAGUUACAAUAAGUACAAUAACUGUUCUUUUCCUUGUGUGAUCACUGGAAACAAAACUGUCGUCAACUUCAUGUCUCCUUUAUACUCUGGGUGGGAUUUGAAGUACAUUUACUUUGGACAUAAUAUGCUGGUCUCCGACUGGACUCAUUGGCUUAUUUCCUAAAUAUCUCUCUUUCUCUCUCUCUCUUCUUUCUCUCUCUCUCUUCUCCCCCUCCUCUCUAUCCCUCCCUCUCUCUCGCUCUCUCCUCCCCCCCUCUCUCCAGGUGAAUCUGUUCUUCCUGUUGAAUAUUGUGCGUGUCCUCAUCACCAAGCUGAAGGUAAUCCACCAACAAGCAGAGCAGAAUUUCUGCUAUUUGCUGUAACAAAUGGACUAAUAAAGUUGUAUUGUAUUUUAGGUGACCCACCAGGCUGAAUCUAGCCUCUACAUGAAGGCUGUGAGAGCCACCCUGAUCCUGGUCCCUCUCCUGGGCAUCCAGUUUGUCUUGUUCCCCUACAAACCCCAGGGACGCGUCGCCUUGGAGAUCUACGACUAUAUUAUGAACAUCCUCAUGCACUACCAGGUAGGACAACUCUAGAACAUUCUCAAGUUUCUAGAACUCUAGAGAACUUCUAGAACUUCUAACUCAACUCUAGAACAUCCUCAUGCACUACCAGGUAGGACUCAACUCUAGAACAGUUUCUAGAACUCUAGAGAACUUUAGAAUUUCUAACUUAACUCUAGAAGUGAAGUAAGAAUAGUGUCCCAAACUGGUUAGUGUUAUCUUCUUUGUGUUGAAGUAUCCUCUUUCUAUCUUCAGGGUCUCCUGGUUGCCACCAUCUUCUGCUUCUUCAAUGGGGAGGUAAGACUUCAGCGUGAUGUUACAUCAAUUCUGAACUAACUCUCCAUCAGAAAGCUGAGUUGAUGCGACCAUAAUUACAUUGAUUAGGUAUAACGUUGAAGCAAUGUAAACUUCUUUCUUCCAGGUCCAAGGUGUUUUGCGAAGGCACUGGAACCAGCAGAGGAUCCAGUUUGGUAGUAACUUCGCCCACGCAGAUGUCUUCCGCUCAGCCUCAUACGUGGCGUCAUCUCUGACGGAGGUGCACCGCUGCUACAGCAUUGACGGGCACACCGAACACAUGAACGGCAAGAACAGCUACCACGACAUCGAGACUGUGACACCCAUCAUACUCCGGUCGGAAAACCUGUUUGCCUGAGAACUGAGGCUGAAGGUCGGAGGUCGAAGGUUUGGGGCCUGGGUCUUCUUGACCUCUGUACAGUUACACAGUGGCAGUUAAACUUUCAGUUGAAAUGGCUGCAGACCAUUUGGAACUCAUUUUCCACCAUCUUCUACAACAUUUUCUCAAACUUUUUGGCAGUAGCCUUCACAACGAUUGGAUGAUGGUGAAAAGUACAUUAACAUUUAUAGGGAGCACUACUCAACAUCUUGAUCUGGUAAAUACAGUUACCUUCAACUGAUUCACUUUAACUUUAUGAGGACUGAAUAGGCACUUAACUAGAGACACCUCUAGUAAAGGAAUAGACACUCCCUACACUACCUUAAGGAAUAUAUCUUGCCGUUUCAUCCUGUGGACUGAAGAGCCUGCGACUCUACAACAACCUCUAACCCAACAGGAGUACAGUGCAAUUCACUUGUUGGGCCUACUGGUGAUAUAAUGACUUCCAUUCUGUAAAGGACAAAGGAAACCUAAUGUACAUGGACCUUAAGCACUGGAUGAUGUAUUCAGAUGGACAGGCUCUUUAUGGCUCUUUUAGACAAGACAAGGAACUGAAGGUUACAGUGGAUGUUUUGAUACAGUGUACAAUUACAAUGGUUUUCUUUUAUAGCAAUUAGUAUUGAAUGUGUUACCAUGUGUUGUUAUAUGUGGUUUGAAUUUGCAUGGUCAUCGAUGGCUACUUAUUUAUAACUAUGUUACAGUAGUACAUGAUGGACCCAUUAGAAUGUAUUUCCCUGUCCAGCGGUCCUCUCCCUUCUGUCUAGACUAGGUUUUAGUCCCUCUGUGGGAUUUUAUGUCUGGCACAUAAAAUGACCUUGGUUUUGCCUCAGUUUUAUCUGUCAUAGUUUAAAGUAUGUAAGUAAUUUUUU
Molecule: messenger RNA, 9631 nt
Organism: Coregonus sp. 'balchen'
Lineage: Eukaryota; Metazoa; Chordata; Actinopteri; Salmoniformes; Salmonidae
Source: the annotation of a GenBank genome assembly